Rhinolophus ferrumequinum (greater horseshoe bat) is the source of this 1586-nucleotide messenger RNA. It is a transcript of the gene COMT, whose product is annotated as catechol-O-methyltransferase. Gene Ontology annotation, biological process: catecholamine catabolic process; dopamine metabolic process; developmental process. Gene Ontology annotation, molecular function: magnesium ion binding; catechol O-methyltransferase activity. The record is from RefSeq and is a predicted model, not a curated record. The transcript is spliced from 5 exons. The coding region runs from base 188 to 1009 and encodes 273 amino acids. Gene Ontology annotation, cellular component: axon; dendrite; membrane. Lineage: Eukaryota; Metazoa; Chordata; Mammalia; Chiroptera; Rhinolophidae.
AAGGGAUCUGACUUGGGCGAGGGGAUUCCGACCUUGGGUAGGAGUCUCUGGACCUGGAGUGAGGGAUUCGGAUGGAGGGGUCAGGAAUUCGGACCGGGAUGAAGGGCCACGACCUUGUUUGAGGGUCUCUGGACAGGAGUUGAGGAGGGCUACCCGUCUCCAUCGGAGGACUGGGAACUUUGUGCUGAUGCUAGAGGCCCCACCCCUGCUGUUGGCAGCCUUCUCAGCAGGCCUGGUGCUGCUGGCCCUUCUGCUCUUCCUGCGACACCGUGGCUGGAUUCACCGUGGCUGGAUUUUUGUUGGCUGGAAUGAGUUGAUCCUGCUGCCCAUCUACAACCUGCUCAUGGGGGACAACAAGGAGCAGCGCAUCCUGCACUAUGUGCUGCAGCAUGCGGUGGCUGGGGACCCGCAGAGCGUGCUGGAGACCAUCGACGCCUACUGCUCACAGAAGGAGUGGGCCAUGAAUGUGGGCGACAAGAAAGGCCAGAUUGUGGACACAGUGGUUCGGGAGGAGUGCCCCUCUGUGCUGCUGGAGCUGGGCGCUUACUGCGGCUACUCGGCCGUGCGGAUGGCCCGCCUGCUGCCGCCCAGUGCCCGCCUGCUCACUAUCGAGGUCAACCCUGACUAUGCCGCCAUCACCCGGCAGAUGCUGGACUUUGCAGGCCUGCAGGACAAGGUAACCGUUAUCAUUGGGGCAUCCCAGGACAUCAUCCCCCAGCUGAAGAAGAAAUAUGAUGUGGAUACGCUGGACAUGGUCUUCCUUGACCACUGGAAGGAACGGUACCUGCCAGACACACUCCUCCUGGAGGAGUGUGGUCUGUUACGGAAGGGGACGGUGUUGCUGGCCGACAACGUCAUCUUCCCAGGAGCACCCGAUUUCCUGGCACACGUGCGCGGGAGCAGCCGCUUUGAAUGCACACACUUCCCCUCCUACCUGGAGUACUCAGAGAUGGUGGAUGGCCUGGAGAAGGCCGUCUACCUAGGCGCAGGCAGCCCGGCACAGCCUUGACCUGCUCUGGGUCUCUCACCAAACCUGGUUAUGAAAGGCAUGAGGGAUGUGCUUCUGCCAAUCCCACUUCUGCAAUGCUGGGGUCUGUCUUCAAUGCAGCACACUUGAGACCUGCAAGGCCAAGGCCCACCUACACUGGCCCCUCUACACGUGGCUCCAAGCUAUCACACACUAAUCCACCCCAAGGGCAACUGGCUCACGGUGCAGAAUCACUGCAAUAAAUCUGGAAAGUAUUAGUUUGGUGCAAAAGUAAUUGCGGUUUAAAAGGUUAAAAAUAACUGCAAAAACCGCAGUUACUUUUGCACCAACCUAAUAUCUUAAAAAAGCCAAUCAGGGCAGGUGGUGGAAGUUGGGAAUAUCUGGAAACUGCUGAGCUGUGCGCACAGUCUGUCCUUGAGGUUUGCUGUCACCAGGUGGCAGCAGUGCCUCAGUGAUGGCCCUGACCACCACCAACACACACUUUUAAACCCUCUGGGUUCUUUCAUCUCCUUUUUAAGAAUAAAUGCAACUUCACUAAAAUCAGCUGAUUGUUAAUCUUAUAGACCAAUAUCAUAAUUAAAAGACACUAAAAUAGUAA